ACAGGGGAGAAUCUUUAUACAUGUAAUGACUGUGGAAAAACUUUUCACAAGAACUCGCUCUUCAGAAGUCAUCAGAGAACUUACACAGGUGACAAACCAUAUGAAUGUAAUGAAUGUAGGAAAUCUUUUUCCCACAACUCAGCCCACCUUACACAUAAGAGAAUUUAUGCAGGGGAGAGGUCCUAUAAAUGUAAUCAGUGUGGAAAAACCUUUUACUAUAAGUCACACCUCACCCGGCAUCAGAGAAUUCACACAGGGGAAAGGCCCUAUAAAUGUGAGUGUGGAAAAACCUUUUACUAUAAGUCACACCUCACCCGGCAUCAGAGAAUUCACACAGGGGAAAGGCCCUAUAAAUGUAGUGAGUGUGGAAAAACCUUUUACUGUAAGUCACACCUCAACAGGUAUCAGAAUCACACAGGUGAAAGGCCCUAUAAAUGCAAUAAGUGUUGAAAAAACUUUUCCUGUAAGUCAAACCUCCGUGCACGUCAGAGAACUCACACAGGUGAGAAACCGUAUGAAUGUAAGGAAUGUAGAAAACCUUUCUUCUAUAAAUCACAGCUCAAUAGACAUAAGAGAAUUCACUCAGGUGAAAGCCCCUAUAAAUGCAAUGAGUGUGGAAGAACCUUUCACCAGAAGUCAGUCCUCAGUAUGCAUCAGAGAAUCCAUACAGGGGAGAAGCCCUAUGAAUGUAAUGAGUGUGGAAAAGCCUUUCACUGGAAGUCAAUCCUCAGUACACAUCAGAGAAUCCACACAGGUGAGAAACAAUAUGAC
This is a messenger RNA of Galeopterus variegatus (Sunda flying lemur), 771 nucleotides long. RefSeq names its product zinc finger protein 761-like. Lineage: Eukaryota; Metazoa; Chordata; Mammalia; Dermoptera; Cynocephalidae. Gene Ontology annotation, molecular function: RNA polymerase II cis-regulatory region sequence-specific DNA binding; DNA-binding transcription factor activity, RNA polymerase II-specific. The record is from RefSeq and is a predicted model, not a curated record. Gene Ontology annotation, biological process: regulation of DNA-templated transcription.